CGUCGGUACGGUAUCAUUGAUCACAGUGACUUCAGCAGCAACGCACCACAACACCAUCCCUCACUUACCCAGCAUAAUGGCAUUCAAGUUCGUCGUCUUCCUCGCUUCGUUGGCCGUUGCCAGCGCCGGAUACCUGGAGGCUCCGGUUGCCCACUACUCGCCGGCCUCGUCGGUCAGCUACAGCAGCCUGGCCCACGCCGCCCCUCUGGCCUACGCCGCCCCGCUGGCCACCAAGACCGUUGCGUACUCGUCCCCGGCCAUCGGAUCCACCCACGAGAGCACCAUUCGUGGUCAUGAUGCCACCGUGUCGCACCACUCCAAGGCCGUCGAUACCGCGUUCUCGAGCGUCCGCAAGUCCGACACCCGCAUCACCAACGAAGCCCCCAAGCUGGCCUACACCAGCUACGCUGCCCCAGCUCUGACCACCUACGCCCAUGCCCCGGUCGCCACCUACGCCCAUGCCGCCCCAGUUGCCACCUACGCCAAGCAGGUUAGCUACGCUGCCCCAGCCGUCACCACCUACGCCCAUGCUGCCCCAGCUGUCGCUACCUAUGCCCAUGCCGCCCCGGUCGCCACGUACGCCCAUGCCGCCCCGGUUGUGGCCGCCCAUGCCACCAAGACCCUGACCUACUCGCCAGCCGUCGAGGUCGCCCAUGUCUCGUACGAGGGAGCUCAUGCCCAUUAUGCCUGGUAAACACAUUGCCGCACACGAGGAAACUAUCCUGAUACAAUGAUCACAGUGAAGCGUUGUGUCUAUUUUUAUUGAAAUGUCUGUUGUUGUUUUGUUAUGACAGCACACGCGUCCAACGUCAUCGGAAGUGUGUUUUGAAUAAAAUAGAUGCAAU
Messenger RNA from Culex quinquefasciatus (southern house mosquito), 845 nucleotides. Its product is annotated as cuticle protein LPCP-23. The transcript has 2 exons. Lineage: Eukaryota; Metazoa; Arthropoda; Insecta; Diptera; Culicidae. The record is from RefSeq and is a predicted model, not a curated record. The coding region runs from base 77 to 694 and encodes 205 amino acids.